Molecule: messenger RNA, 1905 nt
Organism: Bufo gargarizans (Asiatic toad)
Lineage: Eukaryota; Metazoa; Chordata; Amphibia; Anura; Bufonidae
Product: serine/threonine-protein kinase pim-3-like
Exons: 6
Coding region: 150-1142 (330 amino acids)
Biological process (GO): protein autophosphorylation; negative regulation of apoptotic process; regulation of mitotic cell cycle
Cellular component (GO): cytoplasm
Molecular function (GO): protein serine/threonine kinase activity; ATP binding
Source: RefSeq, a predicted model, not a curated record
GUUCCCUCCCUGAGAGCUGAUUGGUCAGUUCUUACACCUUGGCAUAAUAUACAAUAUUGUAAGCGCACGGGGGCCACACGUGGAGCUCGUUGUUCUACCGGCCGGCUGGAAGAAGCGUGGUGUGCGGGAAAGGAAGAAGCAGCAGCGUCAUGUUACUGGCGGCGCAGGGACCCUUUAUGGAUCGCCAUCCUAAGUGUUACUAUAGGAAGCCGGGCGGCGGCGUCCAUCAUCCCGCGUCCUCUGCGGCUGACGAGCAGGGGAACAUCACCCCAGUAAAAGAACCAUUCGAGAACUGCUACCAGGUGGGCCCGGUGAUUGGCACCGGCGGCUUUGGCACAGUCUAUUCUGGAGUCAGACUGGCAGACAAAUUGCCCGUUGCCAUCAAGCAUGUGUCAAGGGACAGGAUUGGAGAAAUGAAGCACAUGAAUGGGACCUUGGUUCCCUUGGAGAUCUACCUCCUGAAGAAAGUGUCCACCGGCUGCCGAGGAGUGAUCCGUCUCCUAGACUGGUACGAGAGGCCGGACGGCUUUAUCAUAAUCAUGGAGCGGCCGGAGCCCGUGCAGGAUCUCUUUGACUUCAUCACAGAGCGAGGGGCCCUCGGCGAAGACCUCGCCGCCAACUUUUUCCGUCAGGUGGUGGAAGCCGUGAGGCACUGCCACACCUGCGACGUGGUUCACAGAGAUAUCAAAGACGAGAACAUUCUUGUAGACCUCAGGACUGCAGAGCUGAAGCUGAUCGAUUUCGGCUCUGGUGCCUUGCUGCGGGAUGCUGUUUACACAGAUUUUGACGGUACACGUGUCUAUAGUCCUCCAGAGUGGAUCCGGUUCCACAGGUACCACGGACGUUCUGCCACUGUGUGGUCCCUGGGCAUCUUGCUGUAUGAUAUGGUCUGCGGCGACAUCCCCUUUGAACACGAUGAAGAAAUUCUCAAGGGAAAGAUCCAGUAUCGCUGCAGGGUGUCUAGAGAAUGCAAGGAUUUGAUUGAGUGGUGUUUGUCCAAGAGACCCUCUGACAGACCUACCCUUGAGCAGAUUCUGUCCCAUUCCUGGAUGACCCAGGAGCGUCUUCUAGACCAAAAGGACAAUAAAGUGUCUAGGAAAGUGGACCAAGAAGCUACCAACACAAGUCAGGAGAGCCUCUAAUCUCAGAACAGAGACGCUCGAUGAGCGAGACAGGAAGGAUCUGUCGCAGUCCCGGUUGUGAAUGGGCUGGCGUGGGCUUGUGUGUCCAGCCUACAAGCUUGGAUUCCCGGUGGGAUGGAAGGAGCUGUCCCACCAAAGUGUGACAUACUUGUUGGGGGUCUUAAAGAAGGGACUUUAUUUUUUCUUUUCGUACCUAGAAAAAUGUGGUGACCUCAGACUGUGGACUUAUUCCAGAGACCUCUCGCUUUCCCAGUAGACUUGACAGGGAAGGAUGUGAGCAAGCGCAGUGGGUCGAGGAGCGGGUAGCCCUGGAUGCCAUUGUGUGAGGGGGGGGGGGUUUCACUAGCAAGACUAUCCAUAUCCGCUGUAUUGGGGUUGAUUAGCUGCAGUUUACACUUGACAUCUUCAAUGUUUAUGUUUUGAGUUCGCCUCCAGCUGGAACCAGUUAUCCUGCAUUGACACUAAUUUUAUACAUGGACCAAGCAAUAGUUGAUAUCGACGAGCGGUCAGCGGCCAUUCUUGGCCGCAAAUCUAGACUGCUUCCUGUUGUGGCUUCCAUCUUUAAGAGCCAAGUACAUUGCAAGAGAGGUCAUAAGGUUAAGUGGAUAAUCUUGAAAACCCAGGCAGAAUUGGGUUAGGCUGCAGAGCGGAUCGUUAAUACCAACAGGUUGUAGGGGCUGAAAGCAAUUUUGGCUGCAUGUAAGCCAAGUACCCUGCAAUUUUUUUUUAUUUUUUUUUGUCGAAUUGGGAUACCCUUGUCUUA